UUCCUGUUUGGUAGAGUUGGAUGACGCUUCUCUGGAGUACAGACCUAGCUGCGCUAACACUGUGGUUCCCGGAGCCCGAACAACCUCUCAGACCGGUUCCUCUUGGCUUCUUCGGUGCUUCUGUUUCCGGUCCUGUUGAAACUGUUGCCGUGGCGAGCAGCUGUCAGCGCAUCCACUAAGGCUCCUUACCUGGGGGGUUUCCCUCCCUCCCUCUUUACCGUACAGAAGGAUCACUUCAGCAAGCCACCAUGGUGCUGGCCGACCUGGGACGGAAGAUCACCUCGGCGCUGAGGUCACUCAGCAAUGCCACCAUCAUCAAUGAAGAGGUGUUGAACGCCAUGCUGAAGGAGGUGUGUGCCGCUCUGCUGGAGGCAGACGUCAACAUCAAAUUGGUCAAACAGCUGCGAGAAAACGUCAAGUCAGCCAUAGACCUGGAGGAGAUGGCCUCAGGGCUGAACAAGAGGAGGAUGAUCCAGCACGCCGUCUUCAAGGAGCUGGUGAAGCUGGUGGACCCCGGGGUGAAGGCCUGGACUCCAACCAAAGGAAAGAACAAUGUCAUCAUGUUCGUUGGUCUGCAGGGCAGCGGCAAGACUACCACCUGCUCCAAGCUGGCUUACUAUUACCAGAGGAAAGGCUGGAAGACCUGCCUGAUCUGUGCAGACACCUUCAGAGCGGGUGCCUUCGAUCAGCUCAAACAAAAUGCCACCAAAGCCAGGAUCCCUUUCUACGGCAGUUACACUGAGAUGGACCCGGUGGUGAUCGCCGCUGAAGGUGUGGAGAAGUUCAAAGGGGAGAACUUUGAGAUCAUCAUCGUGGACACCAGUGGGAGACACAAGCAGGAGGACUCCCUGUUCGAGGAGAUGCUGCAGGUGUCCAACGCCGUGCAACCAGACAACAUUGUGUACGUGAUGGACGCGUCGAUCGGUCAGGCCUGCGAGGCCCAGGCUAAAGCUUUUAAGGACAAGGUGGACGUAGCGUCGGUGAUCGUCACCAAGCUGGACGGCCACGCCAAAGGAGGCGGAGCUCUGAGCGCAGUGGCGGCCACCAGGAGUCCCAUCAUCUUCAUCGGGACGGGCGAACACAUCGACGACUUCGAGCCUUUUAAGACUCAGCCGUUCAUCAGCAAGCUGCUGGGAAUGGGAGACAUCGAAGGACUGAUCGACAGAGUGAACGAGCUGAAACUGGACGACAACGAGGAGUUGAUAGACAAACUGAAACACGGUCAGUUCACCCUCAGGGACAUGUACGAGCAGUUCCAGAACAUCAUGAAGAUGGGACCGUUCGGCCAGAUAAUGGGUAUGAUUCCAGGGUUCGGCACAGAUUUCAUGAGUAAAGGGAACGAGCAGGAAUCGAUGGCCAGACUGAAGAAACUCAUGACCAUCAUGGACAGCAUGAAUGACCAGGAACUGGACAGCAAAGACGGAGCAAAGCUGUUUAGCAAGCACCCCAACAGGAUCCAGAGAGUGGCCCGCGGGUCAGGAGUGGCCACCAGAGAUGUUCAGGAGCUGCUGACUCAGUACACCAAGUUUGCUCAGAUGGUGAAGAAGAUGGGAGGCAUCAAAGGACUGUUUAAAGGAGGAGACAUGUCCAAAAACGUGAACCCGUCUCAGAUGGCCAAGCUGAACCAGCAGAUGGCCAAAAUGAUGGACCCUCGGGUCCUGCACCACAUGGGAGGCAUGGCUGGUCUUCAGUCUAUGAUGCGUCAGUUUCAGCAGGGCGCUGCCGGCAACAUGAAAGGCAUGAUGGGAUUUAACAACAUGUGACCGAUGCGCCAACAGAAGAAGAAAGGCAUCCCCUCCUGCAUCUGGCGGAGGAGCGACUCAUCUCUUGCUGCUUUGCACCAAAUUAAUGAAUAAAGUUUGUUCUUUAUGAAACCCUUAAAGGUAAAUUGUGAGUUUAAAGGAGUAGCUGAGUUUCCAGAAAAUGUUUUUGUUCUUGGAAAAGUGUGAGAUGCUCCUGGUUCUUGUGGACGUUGAGCUGAUGUUUCACGGUUCUCCUGGCCUUCGUCUCAGUUUCCAUGUAAAAUUAAGUUGAGACGAGAGAAACAUUACAGGACAAAAUGCUUCAGGAUCUAAACGAGGAGGAAAUCUAGUAGUGAUGCUAUUUUCUCAUAUAAUAAACAUUUUUAUUACA
Cyprinodon variegatus (sheepshead minnow) is the source of this 2133-nucleotide messenger RNA. RefSeq names its product signal recognition particle 54kDa (gene srp54). Gene Ontology annotation, cellular component: cytosol; signal recognition particle, endoplasmic reticulum targeting. Lineage: Eukaryota; Metazoa; Chordata; Actinopteri; Cyprinodontiformes; Cyprinodontidae. The record is from RefSeq and is a predicted model, not a curated record. Gene Ontology annotation, biological process: SRP-dependent cotranslational protein targeting to membrane; SRP-dependent cotranslational protein targeting to membrane, translocation. Gene Ontology annotation, molecular function: GTPase activity; GTP binding; ATP hydrolysis activity. The transcript has 17 exons. The coding region runs from base 249 to 1763 and encodes 504 amino acids.